Phytophthora nicotianae INRA-310 is the source of this 1344-nucleotide messenger RNA. RefSeq lists its product as hypothetical. The record is from RefSeq and is a predicted model, not a curated record. Lineage: Eukaryota; Oomycota; Peronosporomycetes; Peronosporales; Peronosporaceae. The coding region runs from base 491 to 1204 and encodes 237 amino acids. The transcript has 3 exons.
CUCGCUUCAGUGCCCUCGUAAAUUUAAUGACACAUGGAGCCGGAAAAGAUGCCGUUACGUCGUUCUGAGACUCAGUGUGAACCUCUAGCCAGUCCUUCACCACUAUGACCAGCGCCGUGGCGUUCUCCGUCGACGCGCUCGCACCACGGGACGAGCUGCAGCUUCACCUCCGACUUGAGAGCAAGAGCGCAGCAGGUAGCGACGUUUUUGUAUUGUUUUCACCCAUACCCGAUUUCAAUGUGAAUAAGUCAACCUGAUAAGCUAAUGGAAUGAACUCAUCUUAGACGCUUCCAAUGGCAAUUGGCAACGCGUUAGAGAGGAAGCUGUUACUCUAAAACACGUCAACGUCGUAUCGCAACUCAAUCGAGCUCACUAUGCUUAUCGUCUAUCACUCCGACCAGGUUCAGAUACGCAACACGCCGCAGCUUUUCCGUUCUACUUAGAAGUUCCGGUGCUACCUCCCAGCCCCAGUUCCAGCGAAGAAGGAGACAUGUGUCCUCCAGAAAUUGGGGCAUUUGCUGUCGCUGCAGAUCACCUGCAGUGUCCAGCAGAAGAGCAGGUUUCGGACUCGACGAGUGCGAACCAAGCGGCCGCAAUGUUUGGAGGAACACUGGCUGCGGCAUUGCUGGUGUAUUCAUUGCUGCCCUACGUGAGAGGUAGAAACCGAAAGAGACGGUGCAGUCGCUCGCGAACUGAAUCGCAAACAAGCGAGGACUGUAGUGACCAUCAAGAAGUGUCGACUCCGACGACUCCGAACGGAGCGAGUCGGCGGAUGUGGAGUAACCUGGAUGACGGGAUUGAACCUGCUGGAACGUAUCGAGCGGGAAUUCGAGAGAAAAAACGACAGUUGGAUGCCAUUGGAAGCACCAAUUCGGAUGCUGGAUCGGAGCUCCUGCUUGCUAAACUUCCUGAUUUUAAUGAUGAACGAGGCUGGCGUGACUUUUUCGACUCGCAGAUUUACCACAAUGAGCCUGAAGAAGAGCAACGCACUGCAACGAAGGCUUUUUCAAGGGUUAAAAGUCACUUUGGUAUGAUACCAAGAGAGGCUACGCGCAAUAAUCUAAGCCGAAUCAAAAGUACUACUACAUCUACUACCACACCCAGAAGCGCUAGAUACAGGACAAUCAGGGACAGGAUCGACCGCGCAGCAAUGGAAGCUGCCAUGGAUGAAGCCCAAACCUUCAACGAGUUCUGGCAGAUGUGACGUGUGCGUUAUUUGUAGAUACUUGAGAAAAAAAAGGGUCUCGAUUCGAGGACGGUGUGAGUGAAGCAUCGAGAUGACUACCUUGAAUCAAACUCACGAUGUCAUAAUUUUGAUACUAAACUUUUCUUGUUUCUCCGACA